This is a messenger RNA of Anoplopoma fimbria (sablefish), 4793 nucleotides long. RefSeq names its product BCL11 transcription factor B b (gene bcl11bb). The coding region runs from base 313 to 2814 and encodes 833 amino acids. Gene Ontology annotation, cellular component: nucleus. The record is from RefSeq and is a predicted model, not a curated record. Gene Ontology annotation, molecular function: RNA polymerase II cis-regulatory region sequence-specific DNA binding; DNA-binding transcription factor activity. NCBI's taxonomy places the organism in Eukaryota, Metazoa, Chordata, Actinopteri, Perciformes, Anoplopomatidae. Gene Ontology annotation, biological process: positive regulation of transcription by RNA polymerase II. The transcript has 4 exons.
GAAAGGGAAAGGAGCCAGAUCGGAGCCUGAACUCAUCACCAGUGGGGUUUGCUCCGUACUUCAUCUGUCAUCACGGUCGCUGCAGAGGUGUUGCUCCCUCCGAAGACGCUGCAGCCGGACAAUUUGUGGACAAACUGGCAUUGAGCGACUCCUCACCUCAGAGUUGUGACCGGAGACUGUGAACUGUAGAGGGAUUAGGAGACGGCCGGGGGAAAAGUUUGUUCACCUGGCGAGCCAGAGAGGACCGACACCACGGUCCAAGCCGACUCCAAGUGCCGUUCACCGGGCGAUGCCAGAGUAAAUGCCGGGGCGAUGUCCCGCCGCAAGCAGGUGAACCCGCAGCACUUCUCGUUGACGUACAGGGAGACAGUACGAGCAGAGGCCAAUCAUGAUUCAGGGGCCGUAUCUCCAUCUCCGGAGCUGUCCACCCCCAGCCCUCGGAGGGUUGGCACCAGGGAGCAUGAUAUGCUGACCUGCGGCCAGUGCCAGACGAACUUCCCUCUGGGCGAUAUCCUGGUUUUCAUUGAGCACAAGCGCCGUCUGUGCCGGGGGCCCCGAAGUGGACCGGAGUCCUUCUCCAAGCCUGGGGAGACUGGCGGGGUCACUGGCAUUCCCAUCUCUCCCAGGGCCACGUCACUGGAGUUGGGUAGAGGGUCCAUUCCGGUGGAGGUGGGCAUCCAGGUGACCCCCGGCAGAGAGGAGGAUCUGGAGAGGAGGCUGACUCCGGCCAGGGGGAUCUGCCCCAAACAGGAAAGAGGAGAUAAAGAUGAGCCAUCCAGCUACAUCUGCACUACCUGUAAGCAGACCUUCACCAGCGCCUGGUUCCUUCUUCAGCAUGCCCAGCACACUCAUCACAUACGCAUCUAUCUGGACCACCACCCAGUCAACUGCUCCCUCACUCCCCGCAUGGCUCUGCCUCCACCCCCGUGUGCUAAUGCCCUGCCCCGCUCUCCUCUCCCCACUUUCCUUGGUGACACCAACAACCCAUUCCACCUCCUCCGCAUGGCUGCGCCCCUGCUCAGGGAACACCCCCCUCCACCGGGUUACAUGGAGACCCGGCUGCCUGCAACGCCACCCUUUGUCAGCCCUCCCCCACCCCCUAGACCUGCUCUAGAGCGGCUUGGCCCAGAGGAGAUGGGGCUGCUGUCCCAGCACCCCAGUGCCUUUGAGAGGGUGAUGCGGAUGACCCCCAUGGAGCCUCCUUCCAUGGACUUCUCCCGACGUCUGAGAGAACUGGCAGGCAACACCACCAAUAAUGGGGGGCCCACACCCCCUCUCUCACCCAACCGUGUGCCACCAAUGCACCGCUUACUGAGUCCCACGCUUUUCCAGGCUGGUGCCAAGCCCCCGGCGUUUCUCACUUAUGCCCCGCAGCCACCCACUUCUCAGGGGGGACACGGUUCUUCCAGCCCCCCUGACACCCAGGGUCAGACCCAGACCCCGGGGAAAUCCAAAUCCUGUGAGUUCUGUGGAAAGAUUUUCAAGUUCCAGAGCAACCUUAUCGUCCACAGACGCAGCCACACAGGAGAGAGGCCAUACAAGUGUCAUCUGUGUGAUCAUGCCUGUUCCCAGGCCAGCAAGCUUAAGAGGCACAUGAAGACACAUAUGCACAACAAGUCUGGGUCCAUGAGUGGCUCCCCAGAACAGGGAAAUAGAGAAGAGGGAGGAGAGGGUGAAGAAAAGAUGAGGGAGGGUUCAAGAGGGAUGGGGAUGGACAAUGAGGAGGAUGAGGAAGAAGAGGAGGAAGAAGAAGAGGAGGAAGAGGAAGAAGAGGAAGAACUGAGGAAUGGAUGUCGGCCAGAUUCAAACUUAAGCGCAGACUCCCAGGAGUUCAGCCAGAAUAGGGAGAAUGGCCCCAGACAGUGUCCCAGGGAGGAACCCCUGAGCGGGCAUAGAGUAAGUGACAGUGGCGGGGUGGGCAUUAUGCACCCUUACAACCAUCUGGACAAUCACCUUAGACUUAACCCUAACAAGAGAGGCCUGGAGAGACAGCCAAAUGGAGAUGGUGGAGAGAGGGGUGAAGAAAGAGAGAAUGAGAGGGAGCAGGGCAGAGAGCGAGAUCAGCAGGUGGAGCAGAGGCCUGUAAUGAACGGCAGGAUCAGUGUAUCUGAAGCAGACUCCUUCCCUGGGCUGUUCCAGCGUCGGCCCACCCCCAUCACCAGCCCAAACCCCUCCAACAACAAGAGGAUCAAGAUAGAGAAGGAACAGCUGGAGCUUCCCCCGACCUUACCCCUUAUCUCCCCGGAGAAUGUCUACUCUCAGCUUCUGGCAGGCUACGCUGCUUCACGCCACUUCAUCAGAGAACCCUUCUUGGGAUUCACAGAUUCCCGUCAGUCGCCGUUCGCCACCUCCUCAGAGCACUCCUCCUCAGAGACGGGAAGUCUCCGCUUCUCCACCCCGCCAGGGGAGAUGAUGGAAGGAGGAAGCGCCUCGGGCCGCAGCGGCAGCAGCACUCCUCACCUCCUGCGGGGACCUGGACCCGGCAGGCCCCCAAGCUCUAAGGAUAGGAGGAAUGACACCUGCGAGUACUGUGGCAAGGUGUUCAAGAACUGCAGCAACCUGACAGUGCACCGACGUAGCCACACAGGCGAACGGCCCUACAAGUGCGACCUGUGCAGCUACGCCUGCGCCCAGAGCUCCAAGCUGACGCGCCACAUGAAGACCCACGGGCAAUUUGGGAAGGAUGUGUUCCGCUGUGACAUCUGCCACAUGCCUUUCAGUGUCUACAGCACGCUGGAGAAACACAUGAAGAAAUGGCAUGGAGAACAUUUGAUGGCCAGUGAGGUCAAACUGGAGCAGGCGGACAGAAGUUAAGCCAACAGCCAUUCGUUAUUCAGCCUACAGUGUACACAAGCAAACCAUCACACACACGAGCAAAAGCAGACACACACACAUGCACACACACAAUCGUUAUAACCACUUCUUCAGCUAGGCGGCUUGGCUGGAAAAUCUCUCUCUCUUAAAAAAAAAUUGAGACUGAUCGAUGUUCAUCUUUUUUUUUUCUUGCCACAGAAACUGCCACCUGAGAAUAUAAACAAAGGGAAACUUUAAUGAGAACUUGUCUGGAAUGCACAACUUGGUGUUUCUUGGCAAACUGUCUGAGGAUUUUAUCAGUUAGGAAUCCAUGGAGCCUUUCUACUGUGCAAUAAUUUCUGUAUUUAUUGGAUUUUUGUAAUGAUAUUUGGCAUGUGCAGGUACAUCUUUGUGGGAUUUCAUAUGGAGUUAGUUUUGAAAUGUGCUAAAACUUCUUUUUUUUUCUAAAAUGCGAUUACUGGGAAGAAGUCACCCUUAAUUCAAAUUUUCUUUUAUCUCUCCUUUAAGGAAGGUUAUUAUCAUGUCUGAGUAGAAUUGUGCAAAGCACUAAGCUUUUUAAAGUAAAAAAAAAAUGUUUUCUAUAUUAAAUACAGCAGCGGACUACAAUCCACUCCCUAAUACAGGCCUAAAGCACUGAAUGUCAGCCUGACAAUAAAACAUCAUGCUGGAUUUUAAAAAUCCAACAUUAUCUUAGACACCUGAUAAGUGACUUUACAUUUAUUGAGGGAAUUUGUCCUUGAGAAUAUUGGCAUGUGAAUAAUUUUAAAAUGCAGUUACUGUAUUACUGCCCUUGCUUGAUUGAGGACAUAAAUAAAGGUUGCACUUAAUGGAGGUACCUUUAACUGAUGCUCAGUACAUUCCCAAUGUAGGACUAAAUACCAUAUUUAAUAUGUUGAAUAAGUUAAGACUACUUAUGAUUAAUGUGAGAAGGAGAGCAGUCCUGUUUAUGCUUUGUAAAUAUAUUCUUUUUUUGAAUUUGUCAAAGUAGCCCCGACUGUACGUGAAAGACGACCUAAAACAAUCAGAAGACCAGAUGCUUGCAUCAUUCACAAUAUAUGCUAAGUGUAACUACCAUUCAUUAUUGCUUUAUCAGACCCACCUGAUUAUCUCCCCCACUCCCCCAUCCUAUGUGUGCUUACUCAAAGGCAGUUUGUUAAACUAAAGCUACUUCAAAAAUUGUAACACUUUCUAAAUCAUUCUCCAUCUCCAUCUCCCUCUCGUGUCUGCCUUGGAAUCACUCUCUGACCCAGGUGGUCUUCCCCUGUCCCCUUAGGAUCCCCAAAAUGGUUCCAAAUGCAAUUCAUAUCAAUAUUUGUUAGCGUGUGUUCUUCUCUCUGCAGUGUGUUCUAAAGCCUCUCUCUCCAACGGUGUCUUUUUACAGUUCACUAGCUCAGAUUCAUGCAUUAGAGCAGCUUUUAAUCGGAAGCCUUUUAAUUCGCCCCACAAAGUGAUAUGGGUUUAACUCCCAGUAACAGAUUUUGAGACAGUGUGCAUGUUAGUGACUUUUGGGGAUUACAGUUUUUAUUUUCUGAAUCGUUCAUCCUAAAAAAAAUAGGCUAUUCUAUGAGAUAUGUUAAUUUUGAGCACAGCUGCACAGGGGAUGGCCGGGUGACCUUAAGUAGGGGCUUUUCUUGUGUUAAAAAGGAAAGAUUGGAAUUGAGCAAUGAAGACGUGUGAGAAAGAAAUGGAGGGAGAAAGAGCAAGACCUUGGCCAGGGAGAAGAGUCAUUCAAAUGAAAUUGGAAGCAUAUGAAAAGUGUGUUUUUUUUUUACCCAAAUGCACAUCUACUGGCCACAUCUUAUAACAGACCAUCAGAGUGAGACAGAGCGAGCGUGAGAGGGAGGGAGAGGGCAAAGCCACAUGAAAGGCGACUGAGACUACAUCUUUCAUUUUUUAGUACUGCAAUUCUCAAUCAUCUUCACUUGAAAGUUUAACCUGCUAUUUCGGCCCAUUGUCAGGUUUUAUCGGCACCACUUUUU